AUGAGUGGGACAUUUACAGCAUCCCCACUAUCACCAUCACUAUGUUCACAACCUCGUAUCCCGUCGAAAGUUCACCAACGUUGUUGGGCUCGAACUGCUGGUUUUUCGCGUGAAAAUCCAGUGUGUUUUUCAAAUCUGAAGCUCUAUUCAACUGGGUCGCAGAAAUUUCCAAGAAUCAAUUUGAGGUGCAAUAGCAGCACCGGACAUGGUGAUUCUGGUUCUGGUGAGAAUGAGAGUAGAACUGUUCUGGAUGCUUUUUUCCUGGGAAAGGCUCUGGCAGAAGCACUUCGUGAUCAUUUAGAGUCAAGAGUGGGAGAGUUUCUUAGUGGGAUUUACACGUUACAGGCUGAGCAACAAAAGAAACUACAAGAAUUUCAGGAAGAGGUGUUGGAAAGAGCAAAAAGAGCCAAAGAGCAAGCAGCGAGAGAAGCAAUGGAAGCACAAGAUGUUAUUCCCGAGUCUUCUGCAGUAGAUAUAUCAACAGUUGACGGUGUUGCUGCAACCAUGUCCCCUGCCACGACCUCAGCUACCUUUUCUUCAGCAUCAACCUCUAUCUAA
Molecule: messenger RNA, 558 nt
Organism: Fraxinus pennsylvanica
Lineage: Eukaryota; Viridiplantae; Streptophyta; Magnoliopsida; Lamiales; Oleaceae
Source: the annotation of a GenBank genome assembly